AGAAGUGUCUCCAAGUCUUCUGACCCAUCGAUGGCCGUCGCCUCGACGCCGCUCGUCGCGGCACCAUCGUGCCCGGCCUGGGCGAAGCAUCGUCGCGGGCGCCAGCCGCAGUUCGACGGCAAGCCGUGCGAGCCUGCCGAGGAGGAGGACAUGUGGCUGUGCCUGGCCGACGGCCGCGCGCGCAGCACCGCCGACCUGAAGCGCCUGGCGACAGCCGCUCGGGUGCGAGCGAAACGAGCAGGAGAUGCAGCCGCCGCGAACACGCGCGAUCGGCAGGCGCGCGACCAGCGCCGCCGGCAGCGUGAGCAGCACGACCGGCGCGCAGCGCCGGCGGUCGCCAAGACCGUGCGCCCACAACGUGGCCAGUGCGGCUGCCCGGCGCACGCGGUGUGCGGCAUGUGCGUCGACCAGGGCAAGCUCGCCGCGGCCGAGCAGGCGGCCAUCGACCUGGAGACGCGCUUCCACGCCUCGACGAACGUCGUCAUGGACCUGGAGCGGCCCGAGGACGAGACGGCGGCGCUGCUGCAGCGCUGCGUGCACGUCUCCGACGAGACGAAGCGGCGGCUGCUGGGCGAGUGGAGCGACGAGCGCAUGGCGCACGCGCUGCCGCUGCACGCAUGCGCCUCGUGCGGCGUGCGGGACCCGUCGCUGACGUACACGCGGGUUGACGUGUCGGCGCUGCCGCGUACUGUGUCUGUGCGCGUAGCCGGCGGCGAAGACGAGACGCGGCACGUGUUUGUGUGAGGUUUGGUGGAGGCUGUAUUUAGAAAAGGAGUUACGGUGUUGAUCGCCGCGGGAGCCCUCUUAU
Emiliania huxleyi CCMP1516 is the source of this 808-nucleotide messenger RNA. RefSeq lists its product as hypothetical. The coding region runs from base 31 to 744 and encodes 237 amino acids. The transcript has 2 exons. NCBI's taxonomy places the organism in Eukaryota, Haptophyta, Isochrysidales, Noelaerhabdaceae. The record is from RefSeq and is a predicted model, not a curated record.